Molecule: messenger RNA, 1095 nt
Organism: Pleurotus ostreatus (oyster mushroom)
Lineage: Eukaryota; Fungi; Basidiomycota; Agaricomycetes; Agaricales; Pleurotaceae
Exons: 8
Coding region: 1-1095 (364 amino acids)
Molecular function (GO): oxidoreductase activity
Source: RefSeq, a predicted model, not a curated record
AUGACAUCGGCCAUUAACACAUACAAGGCUCUUGUCGUCAAGAAGUCGUCGGGCUCAGUGUACGCGUACGAUGCGCAUUUGACAGACUUACCGCUUCCCAAGUUGAACCCGGGGCAGGUGCUGGUGAAAGUGAAUGCAGCCGCGUUCAAUCACCGAGACCUUUGGAUACGUCGUGGCCAGUAUCCAGGUAUCACUCCUGGGAGCACCUUUGGAGCUGAUGGCGCUGGUGUUGUCGUUGGGUCUCACGACAAGAAUGACACAUUAGUCGGAAAACGCGUCUUCGUCACUCCCAUGCGAGGCUGGGAGAAACACCCGGAUGCUCCUGAAUCUCAUACUGCUACUUUGAGGUUUGGUGUCAUCGGCGGCAGCGCUUGGCUACGACUCGGAACAUUCACUGAGUAUGUGGCCGUUGAUCGGGACCAGGCUAUACCCACCCCAAACCACCUUGAUGAUACUCAGGCGGCUGCGUGGCCUUUGGCCGGCUUAACGGCGUGGAGGGCCACCAUCAUUAAUGGGCAAGUCAAAAAGGGCGAUACUGUCCUCAUCACUGGUAUUGGAGGCGGUGUUGCUCUCGUUGCCUUACAAUUCUGCGUCGCGAAAGGGGCAAAUGUUUACGUCACCAGCGGUAAGCAGGAGAAGCUGGACAAAGCCAUUGCCCUUGGCGCCAAAGGAGGCGUAAACUACAAGGAUAAGGACUGGAGGAAACAACUUGGUGUCCUUCUGAGGAAGAACAACCAUGGUCUCUUCGAUGCUGUAAUCGACUCAGCGGGAGGCGACAUCUCUGAAUUAGGCAAGAUCGUCAAGGCUGGUGGCCGGUUUGUCUGCUACGGAAUGACUGCCGAACCGAGGAUCACUUUCACGAUGAGAGAAGUGUUGAAAAACUACAAAUUACUUGGCUCUACUAUGGGAUCUCGCCAAGACCUUAUUGACGCGACCAAAUUCAUGGCUGAACAUCAGAUUGUUCCGGUCGUUUCGCAUGUCUUAGACGGGUUAGAAUCAGCCGAUGAAGGUUUCGAAUUGAUCAAACGAGGGGACCAGUUUGGUAAAAUCGUCAUCAAGGUUAGGCAUGAUGCACAAUCAAAGUCUAAGCUGUAG